CCCGCUGUCCGCGCCGCUCUUGCUGUUUUUAUUUUUUAUUUUCCUUUCAAUUUUUCCCUCUUUUUUUUUUCUCUGCUUCUUGCAAGCUGACACUUGAUGAGCUUUGAUUCUACUAAUCCUUCAGUGUCGCAGCAGCAGGGUCAACGCCACCCUGGGCAAGAACCUUCUCCACCCGGAUUUCGGCCGCUUGCAUACCAAGCAGACCAACAACAUAAUUCACCCUCAUCUGACCAUUGGAACGAAUUGACACGAAGACCUUCCGACAGCAACUCUUCCUAUGGCACCAAUGAGCACCCACCCGCGCCUCCUCUUCAACACACUUCACCGUAUCGACCCUCGCCUUCGUCUGCAUCGCCAUAUCCCUAUCACUCUAUGCCUAAUAACAGUUAUCCAUCUGCUUCUUCUGCCUGGGACUAUACUGAUCCGACAUUUAACGAGAGACCCUCCGCAACAGCUCAGACCUACGCAACUGCCAGAGAUUAUCCAAAAACGUCGUAUGAUCAACCAGACCGAUAUUCGCAACAUACUACUGCCUACGAUCCGGUCCACGAAAAUGCAAUGAACGUUGACCCUAUCGUACCGCUGCACAGAACAUCUCACGAUGCAGUACAGAAUGCUCCUUCUGCACCAGCUUACCUUAAAGAACGAAAGACCCACUCGCCUGUGAUGUCCAUUUCACACAUGCUGUCGUCUGAUACAUCUGACAAGCCGGCAUCGUCAGCGCAUCCAAUAUCCCCUGUUUUACAACCAGCGUCUUCUAAUCCUCCAGCAAAUCAGCCGUCCCGUAAUGGUAUCCACAGUCUUUUGAAUAGCACAGAAGAUACGUUCGAAAUGGCGGAUUCCGACACCGAUACAGAAGACAUUCCCCUUUACUCCACCGCUCAGCCCAUUGUCACAGAGGUGGAUGAUACACCGGUGACUGAACCAGCACUCCACGCCAUCCCGUCAGCAGAGCCUUCCACCUUCAGUGCCAAUGUUUCUGUUUCUAGCGAUCAACGUCCGAUGGAGCCUGCUCAUGCUGAUCACGAAGUCGACGAUCAUUUAAGUGAUGAUUCCUCUGUUGAUGAUUUCGCCCGCCAUAGUAGCAGAUCAAGACAGACAUCAAAGUCUUUAGCUGAGCGGACGUUGGAAGAACUGCAAUUGUCGGAUGAUGACGACGACGAAGAUAUUUUAUAUACGCAACGUGACGCCAUGAUCCAGUAUAUGAUCGACGUUCAUAAUCGAAGAAAACGCGUUAUUGAAGCGUACGAAAAAAGAUCAUCCAGCAAACACAGCAAAGUUCAUGAACGGUUGCAGCAAACUUUCAUGAAACGAUAUGGAGUGCCGAUGCCCAAAGUGAUAUCCGAACCGCUGGGACAUAAAGACCGUUUACGACACAAGAAAAAACGAUUCAGACGACGUUUUAGUGAAGAUCUCAGUCAAACAGAAGAAGAUAUCACUGUAGUGAAAUCACCCACCCUCACAUCACAAGAGAGAAUGGAGGAAGAGCGAAGGAAGAUCUGGCUAGCAAUUGCCAGGAAAGACAUUCCAAGAAUGGCAAAGAUCUUGACUCGUGUGCAGGCUACCAGAGCUGGUAAUUGUAAAAAGGUUGCUCAGUAUUGUCAAAAGGAAGCCAAACGUGCAGCUACCAAGGGCGGACGCCUAAACAGGGAUGUUCAGCUAAAGGCGAAGCGUGCCAUGAAAGAGAUGCUUAUUUUCUGGAAGAAGAACGAAAAGGAGGAGAGAGAAUUGCGCAAGAAGGCUGAAAAGGAAGCAUUAGAUCGAUUGAAGCAAGAGGAAGAACGAAGAGAAGCUCAACGUCAAGCGAGAAAGCUGAAUUUCUUGAUCACACAGACCGAACUCUACAGCCAUUUUAUCGGAAGAAAGAUAAAGCAAGAUGUUGGUGAAGACGACGAAACCGCUGUUCCAGUUUCCGAAGGGGCUACACCUGCCGCUCAAUCGGAAAGUGUGGAUUUGGACGUGACCGAAGGAGAGCAACCUUUGGGCGAAAUCGAUUUUGAUGAAGAUGAUGAAGAAAAACUGAAAGAACACGCUCGAAUUUCUGCUCAGAAUGCGCUCGCGAAACAACGAGAGGCAACGCGGCAGUUUGAUGAAAAAGCCCGUGAAAGACGCAUCGCUGCCGGCGAUUCAGCCAUGAAUGUAAAUCAAGCUCAGUUGGACGAGAUGAACUUCCAAGAUCCUACGAGUAUGGGUACAGGCCCAGAGAUCAAGCAGCCGUCCAUUCUAAUGUGUCAGCUUAAGAGCUAUCAGUUGAAAGGUCUCAACUGGUUGGGCAAUCUGUACGAGCAAGGCAUCAAUGGUAUCUUGGCCGAUGAGAUGGGUCUAGGAAAGACUGUCCAAUCCAUCUCUUUGAUGGCAUAUCUUGCUGAAGUACAUAAUAUUUGGGGUCCUUUCUUGGUCAUUGCUCCUGCCUCCACACUGCAUAAUUGGCAGCAGGAAAUUACCAAAUUCGUACCAUCAUUCAGAGCUCUACCUUAUUGGGGUAACCCCAAGGAUCGUAAAGUAUUACGGCAGUUUUGGAAUCGCAAGCAAUUGUACGGUCGCGAUGCACCGUUCCACAUCGUUAUCACCAGUUAUCAACUUGUAUUGACGGAUGUCAAGAACUUCCAGCGUGUCAAGUGGCAAUACAUGGUUCUAGACGAAGCGCAAGCGAUCAAGAGUUCGUCCAGUGCCAGAUGGAAACAGUUACUUGGUUUCCAUUGUCGAAAUCGACUGCUGUUAACUGGUACACCCAUCCAGAACAGCAUGCAAGAACUUUGGGCUUUGCUUCAUUUCAUCAUGCCAACUUUGUUUGACUCGCAUGAAGAAUUCAGUGAAUGGUUUUCAAAGGAUAUCGAAAGUCAUGCGGAGAACAAGGGCAGCUUAAACGAACACCAGCUGAGACGUUUACACAUGAUUUUAAAGCCGUUUAUGCUUCGUCGUAUCAAGCGUAAUGUGCAACAUGAACUGGGUGAAAAGAUUGAAGUGGAAGUGUACUGCGAUCUGACGGCGAGACAGAAAGCACUGUAUCGUGGAUUGAAAGAAAAGAUUUCUAUUUCAGAAUUGUUGGAAAAGGCCAAGUCUUUGACAGAUGUGGAAAGCAUGGAUAGUUUAAUGAACCUGGUCAUGCAAUUCAGAAAGGUGUGCAAUCAUCCUGAGCUCUUUGAGCGCGCCGAUGUUCAGGCACCUUUGUCUUUCUGUCAAUUCGGUAUGACUGGGUCGCUCGUCAAAGAAGCCCAUCUUUAUCUUCCCUAUGCAACCCGCAGUCCUAUCACCUAUCAUAUUCCUCGUAAACUGUAUCGAAAUGGCGGUAUCCUCCGCGUGCCUGGCCCACAGUCCAACGCAGGGUUUACGACUAGAUAUCUUGAUAAUCUAAUGAAUAUUUGGUCUUGCGAUUAUAUCCAUGAAUCCAUGUUCUCCUCUGAAUCAGAUGCCGCAUUUUCCUUCCUUCGGUUCACUGAUAUGAGUGCUCACGAUGCCAGUUUCCUGUUUAAGCAAUCCAUCAUUGUGCGCUGGGUUGCCCAUCUGAGUCGAUUAGCGCAACGUGCUCAACGAAAGUUUUACAUUGAUGGUGAUGAAAGUUACCCUACUGCUGCUGCUAAUACAUAUGCCAGCUUCCUCAUUGCGGAAAACGAAUCAAUUCUUUCGCCCGUGACCAUGGUUCCAAACAGUCCUCUGGAUCAGUUAACUCAUAUAUCCGACAACGUGAUUUAUUUGGUUCGCAAAUUUAAUCAGUGUUACUCGCCAAAGGCGCAAGCCGUCCCGAUAGAUAUGGUAUGCUCUGAUCGAUCGUUUGAAGUGGAACAAAAAGAACUUCUUUUCGACUCUACUAUUCGAGCCACGCUGUUCGGUCAAGCGCAGUAUAUCAAUUGGUCGCAACGAGAACAUGCAGCACAGUUGGCUGAUGUUAUGUCUGCGACGGAUAACCAAGGCAUUAUGACGGUGCCGGCAUCAGGUCACGGCUACUCUCACAUGAGAAUACCAGCUAUGAGCGAUCUUAUUCUGGAUUCCGGAAAAUUGGCGAAAUUAGACGGCUUAUUAGAGAAACUGAAGGCCGAAGGUCACCGUUGUCUCGUUUACUUCCAAAUGACGCGCAUGAUUGACCUGUUUGAGGAAUACAUCGCCUACAAGCAAUACAAAUAUCUACGAUUAGAUGGUUCCUCCAAGAUUUCGGAACGUCGUGACAUGGUGACAGACUGGCAGACGCGACCUGAAAUCUUUAUCUUCUUACUGAGUACGCGUGCUGGUGGUCUGGGUAUUAAUUUGACCGCUGCCGAUACAGUCAUCUUUUAUGACAGCGAUUGGAAUCCUACCGUGGAUCAGCAGGCCAUGGAUCGAGCGCAUCGUUUGGGCCAAACCAAACAAGUCACUGUCUAUCGUUUAAUUACAAAGGGAACCAUUGAGGAACGAAUCCUGCAGCGUGCCAAACAGAAGGACGAGAUUCAAAAAGUGGUUAUUUCCGGUGGCGAAUUCAAGCAAGUCGACUUUAAGCCUAGAGAAAUUGUUUCAUUGCUUUUGGACGAUGAAGAGCUUGAUAACAAACUACAGCAGCAAUUAAAACGUAAAGCUGAAGAUGAGGAAAGCAGUAAUCCGGCGACACCUACUGGCAAACGGGCAAAGAAGGGAUCAGGGAGCUCCACACAAAAUCCAGGAACGAUUGAUCAAUUGUUCAGUGCCGGAGGUGAUACAUUGCCGGAAGAUAACCUUGGCGAAUCCUCCAAGGGUAAAAGAGCGCCAGAAAGAAGAAAAAGUCGAAUCGGCCGGCCGAGGACAAAUAUUUCCUUCACGGGUUAAACUGGAGAAAAAAAUUAAUCGUUAGCCAUUCACAUCAUUCGGUCUAAUCAGUAUCAAUACGAAGAAUACGUAGCAAAACGGGAAGGCUUCUAGAAAAAAGACGCUCCAAAAGAAGCAGAUGUUCUUUUGUGUAAAAGUUUUUUUUUAUUUAGCACCUAUCAUAUUCUUUGAAUUUGUAUCUUUAUCUGAUGCUUUGAAAGAAACUUGUAGAUAAAAAAAAAAAAAUAACGAAAUGGGAUUAUCCAAAUACUCUCUGGUUUUUUUAUCAGUACUGUAUCAUGUUCAUCGAUCAAGGUUACAUGGAAGAAAGCUCGAUGUCAAAAAACCAUAGACAGUUACGUAUUACA
This is a messenger RNA of Radiomyces spectabilis, 5120 nucleotides long. RefSeq names its product SNF2 family N-terminal domain-containing protein. The coding region runs from base 97 to 4773 and encodes 1558 amino acids. Gene Ontology annotation, molecular function: histone binding; ATP hydrolysis activity; ATP binding. Lineage: Eukaryota; Fungi; Mucoromycota; Mucoromycetes; Mucorales; Radiomycetaceae. Gene Ontology annotation, biological process: DNA-templated transcription; chromatin remodeling; DNA repair. Gene Ontology annotation, cellular component: Ino80 complex; nucleus. The transcript is spliced from 24 exons. The record is from RefSeq and is a predicted model, not a curated record.